Messenger RNA from Thamnophis elegans (Western terrestrial garter snake), 1897 nucleotides. It is a transcript of the gene LTB4R, whose product is annotated as leukotriene B4 receptor. The coding region runs from base 91 to 1179 and encodes 362 amino acids. The record is from RefSeq and is a predicted model, not a curated record. Gene Ontology annotation, molecular function: complement receptor activity; leukotriene receptor activity. Gene Ontology annotation, biological process: complement receptor mediated signaling pathway; inflammatory response; phospholipase C-activating G protein-coupled receptor signaling pathway. Lineage: Eukaryota; Metazoa; Chordata; Lepidosauria; Squamata; Natricidae. Gene Ontology annotation, cellular component: plasma membrane. The transcript has 2 exons.
CUGUUCUGAAGACAGAAGCAAGAGCUUGAAAGAAGAGCUGAGAAAGAAAAUUGAAGGUGCCUACUCUACCUUCUGACAUCCAAAGGGACCAUGGCUAGUUGUAUUGAAACCCAAAACAUUACUUCCAAUUCUACCCGUCCUACCAAUCCUUUGGCAGGAGCAUCAAUAGGCAUAGGGGUACUAUCGCUUGCCUUCAUCGUGGGAUUCCCUGGCAAUGCCUUCGUAGCGUGGACGGCCAUCUGCUGGGUUCACAAGCGGACGGUCACCUGUCUCCUCAUUCUCCAUUUAGCCAUUGCUGACCUGGCGGUGCUCCUCACAGCCCCUCUCUUCCUGCGAUUCCUAAGUGCCAAGAAAUGGGAGAUGGGUCAGGCCGUCUGCCAAAUCUGCUAUUACAUCUGUGGGGUCAGCAUGUACGCCAGUGUUUACCUCAUUGCUCUCAUGAGCCUUGACCGUUGCCUGGCAGUUUCCAAACCUUUCGUCUCGCAGAAAAUCCGCACCAGGCGCACCAUCCGGCUUUUGGUGUUGGCAAUUUGGGUGAUGAGUUUUUUCUUAGCUGCGCCUUCUCUCGUCUACCGGAAAGUGGUUACUCGCAACAACACGGAGUACUGCAUAUUGUGUCACCAAGAAGACAAGGAGUUGGUCUUCCACAACCUCUUCGAAACCAUCACUGGGUUUCUGCUGCCUUUUGCCAUUGUCGUCUACAGCUACGGGAUGAUCAGCCAACGACUCAAGGAGACGCGCUUCCGUCAGAAACGCCGGACCAGCCGACUCAUUAGCCUCAUUGUGAUCGCCUUUGCCCUUUUCUGGCUUCCUUACCAUAUUGUCAACCUUUUAGAUGUGAUUGGCCUGUGGAGCAACUCGUUAAAAAAAGCAGGGAAGAUGGCUAGGCCCAUUUUGGUGGCUCUUGCGUUCUUCAGCAGCAGUGUCAACCCCAUCCUUUACACGUUCAGUGGUGGCUCCUUAAUCCGAUCAUCUGGUAUUGGUUUCAUGGCCAAACUCUUCGAAGGAACAGCCUCGGAGGUGUCCAGCAUAAAACAUGGUACCUUCCGCGACCGAGAUCUCAAGACAGAACCCUUAAAUAAUGGGAAACCGGACUCCUUAACUAUGUCUACUAACCCAACAGAGAGUAGCUCACCUCAAGAAGGUGGAAGAAGAUUGAAGCUGCUUUCUUCAACUUGAAACAACAGACAAGGGUGGACAUUCAGAUUUUUUUUUUUUGCCAGUUAUUUUUAAGGUCUUCUGAAGUGCUAUAGAAAUGUUGUUUCUUACUUUUCUCUAUAUCUUCUUCAAUUAUAUUUUGUACAAGGUAGGCAGUUUCAUUUCUUACUCAUUUUGUUCUGCAAUUCCUUAAUUUCAGGGACUAAAUAUGAGGGUUUUUUUUAAUCUGUCAUCAUAUUAAAAUAUUAUGUUUAGGAAGGAUUCCAAGGAUUGUUGCAAGAAUGGUGAAAAUCUCUCUGAACAUGUGAAAAGAUGGAUUGAUGACUUUAUGUUCAUUAAGCACUUACCUUUAGAGACCAUGAAACUUGCAUAGAGUCUGUCCCCACCCCAAUUCUACAUCUAAAAUCAGAGCAUGGUUUGUCCAAUUUCAGUUUUAGACAAACAAAAACUGUUGUUUCUUCUUUUUUCCACUUUCAAAACAAUUGACAUAACUUUUGUGGAACACUUCCCUCCCUGUUUUUAAGCAUUAGUUAGUUUGCAAUUGUCUUGAGAGAAGAAAAAUGUGUUUAAUGCUUUGUUUACCAUUGAUAUUCUCUCUUGAAACGUUCCCUCUUUCAUCUUCUAUUUAACUACUUCUGUUAAUAUUUUUGUUAGUAUUAUUGAAGUGUUUUGUUGCCCUGAAUCUUAUUAUUUCAUCUCUCUCUCUCUCUCUCUCUCUCUCUCUCUCUCUCUCUCUCUC